GAGAGGAAGAGAGAGACAGAAUCUGAAGCAGGCUGCAGGCUCUGAGCUGUCAGCACAGAGCCCGACACGGGGCUUGAACCCACAAACUGUGAGAUCAUGACCUGAGCAGAAGUUGGACACUUAACCAACUGAGCCACCCGGGUGCCCUUCCUUUUUUUAUUUUUUAAUUUUUUUAAUGUUUUAUUUAUUUUUGGGAGAGAAAGUGACAGAGUAUGAGCAGGGAAGGGGCAGAGAGAGGGAGACACAAAAUCCAAAGCAGGCUCCAGGCUCUGAGCUGUCAGCACAGAGCCCGACGCGGGGCUCGAACCCACGAACUGUGAGAUCGUGACCUGGGCCGAAGUCGGACACCUAACCGACUGAGCCAGCCAGGGGCCGCAACAAUAUAUAUAUUUUAAAAAGAGCUUUAUUAACUGCAGCCGAUAUACUGUAAACUAUACUUCUUUAAAGCGUGCAAUUUAGAGAGUUGUGGCACACGUAAACACUCAUGAGCCCACUACCACAACCAAGAUAGUAAACACAUUCAUCACCCCAAAAGUCUCCCUGGGCUCCUUUGUUGUCCCAACCUGCCCCCUCCCCCCCAAGCAGCCACUGAUCGACUUUCUGUCUCUAUAGUCUGCGUUUUCUAGAAUUAUAUAUAUGUGGAAUCAUACUGUAUACACUCUUUUUACAACUGUAUUGAAUUUGCAGGCGCCUCACUGGCUCAGUCAGAAGAACGUACGACUCUUGAUCUCGGGGUUGUGAGUGUGAGCCCCACAUUGGCUGUAGAGAUUAAAGAUAAAUAACCUUAAAAAAAAAAAAAAAAACCUUUACAGAGGUGAAAUUCACAUAACGUAGAAUUCACCAUUUUGAAGUGUACAAUUCAGCGGUGGUUAGUAUAUCGUCAGCGUUGUGCAACUUUCACCUCUCUCUGGCUGCCGAACAAUUUCAUUCCCUGAAAGGAAACCCCCUCCCCUUUAAGCAGUCACUUCCUCUUUCCUCCACCUGUCUGCCUCCGGCCUCUGGCAACCACCGAUCUGCUUCCUGCCUCGAUGGAUUUGCCGCUCUGGAUGUUUCAUUUAAAUGGGAUCACACAAAAAAAAUAAAAAUAAAUGGGAUCAUACACUGUGCAGCCUUUCGUGUCUGGCUUCUUUCAACAGUGUUUUCCAAGGCUCAUCCAUAUCGUGGCAUGUAUCGGGGCUUCGUUCCUUUUUAUGGCUGAGUAGUAUUCCACUGUGUGGAUGGACCACAUUCUGUUCACUCGUCAGCUGUUGGACCCUUGGGUCGUUUCCACCUUUCGGCUGUUGUGAAUCGUGCUGCCGUGAACAUGCGUGUACGAGUGUUUCUUUGAACACCAGGUCUGUACCUAGGAGCGGAACUGUUGGGUCUGUGCGUAUUUUUUUUGGUUGUCUUCUUUCUUUCUCUCAGCACACAGAUCCUGAGAUUGUUCCGUGUUGUUCCAUGCUGUUCCGAGGAUUAGAGGUUGGUCCCGCCUCGUGGCCGAGUAGCGUUUCAUUGCGCGGCCGGUUUGUUCGUCCAUUCGCUGGUCGAUAAACAUUCGGGUUGUUUCCGGUUCGGAGCUCUUAGAAACGAUGCCACAAAGCACAUUCGUGUCCAGUCCCUCUAGGGGAAUCUGCUUCGUUUCUCUUGAGUGACUGCUAGGAGGGGAACUGCUGGGUCACAUGCUAGUUGUAUAACUAACUUCUAAAGAAAUUGCCACGUGAGGUCCAAACUAGAUGGGUCACGUAAUCUAAUACAGUCUCUGCAGUAUACUGUGGCUGUUUGAAGACCCUUAGCAAUGUUGGUAUCUAUUUAUCUGCUAACCCUGCAUAAAUGCAUCAAUCCCAGGGAGAUGCUCAGAGUUACGCAUAAAGAUGUGUGUCCAGGAAAUCAGAAACCAGCUGCCCGUUGGUAACAGAAGGAUCACAUGCUUCACAAUUUCUCUAUGUACAGCGACAUCAUUAAAAAUCAUGUUGCAGGCUCCUGGGUGGCUCAGUUGGUUGAGCAUCCCACUCUUCAUUUUGGCUCAGGUGAGGUUCCCAGGGUUGUGGGAUCAAACCCUGUGGCAGGCUCUGCGGUGAGCGUAGGGCCUGCUUAAGGUGUUCUCUCUCUCUCUCUCUCUCUCUCUCCCUCUCUCCCUCUCUCCCUCUGUCCUUCCCCUGCUCGCUCGCUCUCUCUCAAAUUAAAAAAAAAAAAAAUCAUGUUUCAAGGCGUAUUUUAUGACACGGAGAAACGUUCACAGGUAUCUACAUACCGCAUAAAGAACAAUCCAGGGGGGCGCCUGGGUGGCUCAGUCGGUUAAGCGUCCGACUUCGGCUCAGGUCACAAUCUUGCGGUAUGUGAGUUCGAGCCCCACGUCGGGCUCUGUGCUGACAGCUCAGAGCCUGGAGUCUGUUUCCGAUUCUGUGUCUCCCUCUCUCUCUGACCCUCCCCCGUUCAUGCUCUGUCUCUCUCUGUCUCAAAAAUAAAUAAACGUUAAAAAAAAAAUUUAAAAAAAAAAAAAGAACAAUCCAGGUUUUGUUAGCGUACACGUGCCACUUGUGAAACUGGGAGAAAAUUUCACCAAAAUUGCUUUAUUUUGGAGAAAGUUUAAAAAAAUAAAUAUUCCCGCCUCCCCCCACCCCGGACCUUCCUACCUGUUGCCACUAGCUACAGCUGGCCACGUGAACUAUUGUAACAGCUUCGUAAUGUAUAGUUUUAUUUGGCCUCUCCUUCCCCUGCCCUGCCCACAUGCUGCAGGACUUGGUUUCCCAGAGUCCGAAUCAUCUCAGCCUCCAGCGGGCCCUCAAGCUCAGGGUGCUGAGUCAUGCUUCCUUCUAGGGUACAGCUCCAGGACGCGCGCCCCGAGCCCGGGAGGCAUGCUGAGGCCAGGCCAGCGGCAGGAUGAGUGUGAACGAGGCAGGCAGCUCCGGCCGCGGGGGGCAGGCGGCCUACCACCUGCACAUCUACCCGCAGCUGGCCACCAGCGAGAGCCAGGCCUCGUGCCGCGUGACCGCCACCAAGGACAGCACCACGUCCGACGUCAUCCAGGAUGCCAUCGCCAGCCUCCAGCUGGAUGGCACCAAGUGCUACGUGCUGGUGGAGGUGAAGGAGACCGGUGGGGAGGAGUGGGUGCUGGAUGCCAACGACUCGCCCGUGCACCGCGUGCUGCUGUGGCCGCGGCGGGCGCAGGACGAGCACCCGCAGGAGGACGGCUACUACUUCCUGCUGCAGGAGCGCAACGCGGACGGCACCAUCCAGUACGUGCACAUGCAGCUGGUGUCCCAGGCCACAGCCACGCGGCGCCUGGUGGAGCGCGGCCUCCUGCCCCGGCCGCAGGCGGACUUUGACGACCUGUGCAACCUCCCCGAGCUGACCGAGGAGAACCUCCUGAAGAACCUCAGGCACCGCUUCCUACAGCAGAAGAUCUACACGUACGCGGGGAGCAUCCUGGUGGCCGUCAAUCCCUUCAAGUUCCUCCCCAUCUACAACCCCAAGUACGUGAAGAUGUACGAGAACCAGCAGCUGGGCAAGCUGGAGCCGCACGUGUUCGCGCUGGCCGACGUGGCCUACUACGCCAUGCUCCGGAAGCACGUCAAUCAGUGCAUCGUGAUCUCGGGCGAGAGCGGCUCGGGCAAGACGCAGAGCACCAACUUCCUGAUCCACUGCCUCACCGCGCUCAGCCAGAAGGGCUACGCCAGCGGCGUCGAGAGGACCAUCCUGGGCGCCGGCCCCGUGCUGGAGGCUUUUGGGAAUGCCAAAACAGCCCACAACAACAAUUCCAGUCGAUUUGGGAAAUUCAUCCAAGUCAACUACCUGGAGAGUGGCAUCGUGAGAGGGGCUGUGGUGGAAAAAUACCUGCUGGAAAAGUCUCGCCUGGUCUCUCAAGAGAAGGAUGAGAGGAACUACCACGUGUUUUAUUACUUGUUACUUGGGGUCAGCGAGGAAGAGCGUCAAGAAUUUCAGCUCAAGCAGCCUGAAGAUUAUUUCUACCUCAACCAGCAUAACUUGAAGAUCGAAGAUGGAGAAGACCUGAAGCAUGACUUUGAAAGACUCAAGCAGGCCAUGGAGAUGGUGGGCUUCCUCCCUGCCACCAAGAAGCAGAUUUUUUCCGUCCUCUCUGCCAUCCUGUACCUGGGCAAUGUCACGUACAAGAAGAGAGCCACGGGCCGAGACGAAGGUCUGGAGGUCGGGCCCCCCGAGGUGCUGGACACCCUGUCACAGCUCCUGAAGGUGAAGCGAGAAAUCCUGGUGGAGGUUCUGACCAAAAGAAAAACCGUGACGGCCAAUGACAAACUCAUCCUUCCCUACAGUCUCAGCGAGGCCAUCACUGCCCGCGACUCCAUGGCCAAGUCCCUGUACAGCGCCCUGUUCGACUGGAUCGUGCUGCGGAUCAACCACGCCCUCCUCAACAAGAAAGACAUGGAAGAAUGUGUCUCGUGCUUGUCCAUCGGGGUCCUCGACAUAUUCGGAUUUGAAGACUUCGAGAGGAACAGCUUUGAACAGUUCUGCAUCAACUAUGCCAACGAGCAGCUUCAGUAUUAUUUCAACCAGCACAUUUUCAAACUGGAACAGGAGGAAUACCAGAGCGAAGGGAUCUCAUGGCACAACAUUGACUAUACGGAUAACGUCGGCUGCAUCCAUCUGAUCAGCAAGAAACCCACCGGGCUCUUCUAUCUGCUGGACGAAGAGAGCAACUUUCCCCAUGCCACGAGCCAGACGCUGCUGGCCAAGUUCAAACAGCAGCAUGAAGACAACAGGUACUUCCUUGGCACCCCCGUCAUGGAGCCGGCGUUCAUCAUUCAGCACUUUGCGGGGAAAGUGAAAUAUCAGAUCAAGGACUUCCGGGAAAAGAACAUGGACUACAUGCGGCCGGACAUCGUGGCCCUCCUGCGGGGCAGCGACAGCUCCUACGUGCGGGAGCUCAUCGGCAUGGACCCCGUGGCCGUGUUCCGCUGGGCUGUGCUCCGGGCCGCCAUCCGGGCCAUGGCCGUGCUCCGGGAGGCCGGGCGCCUGCGGGCCGAGAGGGCGGAGAAGGCCGCAGCAGGUCUGGGCAGCCCGGGCACCCACAGUCACCUGGGAGAGCAGCAGAGAGGACCCGGCACCCCGUCGGAAAAACUGUACCGCGAUUUGCAUGACCAAAUCAUCAAGACCAUCAAAGGAUUGCCCUGGCAGGGUGAGGACCCCCGUAGGCUUCUCCAGUCCCUCAGUCGGCUCCAGAAACCCCGCACCUUCAUCCUGAAAAGUAAAGGUAUCAAACAAAAGCAGCUCAUUCCAAAGAACCUGCUGGACUCCAAGUCGCUGAAGCUCAUCAUCAGCAUGACGCUGCACGAUCGCACCACCAAGUCCCUGCUGCACCUACACAAGAAAAAGAAACCGCCGAGCAUCAGCGCCCAGUUCCAGACGUCCCUUAACAAGCUCCUGGAGACACUGGGGAAGGCGGAGCCCUUCUUUAUCCGCUGCAUCCGCUCUAAUGCCGAGAAGAAAGAGCUGUGUUUCGACGACGAGCUGGUGCUACAGCAGCUACGCUACACGGGCAUGCUGGAGACAGUGCGGAUCCGGAGGUCAGGCUACAGUGCCAAGUACACGUUCCAGGAUUUCACAGAGCAGUUCCAGGUGCUGCUGCCCAAGAACGCCCAGCCCUGCAGGGAGGUCAUCUCUGCCCUGCUGGAAAAGAUGGACAUAGACAAGAGGAGCUACCAGAUCGGGAAGACCAAGGUUUUCCUGAAGGAGACCGAGCGGCAAGCCCUGCAGGAGACGCUGCACCGGGAGGUCGUGCGGAAGAUCCUGCUCCUCCAGAGCUGGUUCCGGAUGGUGCUGGAACGCCGCCACUUCCUGCAGAUGAGGCAGGCGGCCGUCGCCAUCCAGGCCUGCUGGCGGUCCUACCGUGUCCGCCGGACGCUGGAGAGGACGCAGGCCGCUGUGUACCUCCAGGCUGCGUGGAGGGGCUACCGGCAACGGGUGGCCUACCGGCACCAAAGACAGAGUAUCGUCCGCCUGCAGAGCCUCUGCCGGGGUCACCUGCAGCGCAAGAGCUUCAGGCAGAUGGUCGCAGAGAAGCAGAAGGCUGAAGAGAAGGAGAGGGAGGCCCAGCAAGCCCUGAGGGAAGAAACAGCGGAGGGAGGGCCAGGCCAGGUGGCCGAGCAGGAGCAGAUGCCCAGGCAGGGCCCGGAACCAUCGGAGGACAGGGAGCCUUCGGCAGUGGAGCCCGAGGUGUGGCCAAGCGAUGAGCCCCUGGCAGAGAGCUCCCCACCGGAGGAGGUCCCCAGCCUGGAGAAACCUCCCGCACCCCAGAAGAACACGGCUGAAAGUCACGAGAAGGUGCCCAGCAGCCGAGAGAAGCGAGAGUCACGGCGGCAGAGAGGGCUGGAGCACGUGAAGCUCCAGAACAAACACAUCCAGUCCUGCAAGGAAGAGAUUGCUCUCAGAGAGCCUUCUGGAAGGGCCAUCCUCGAGCAAGAAGAGAGCCUCCCAGAAGACAGAAAGGAGAGCAGAGAAGAUGAAACCCUUUCAGACUUGGGGACGGAGGCAGAGAACGCUUUUAAGCAGCAGCCGGAGGAGCCACCGUGCCAGCUGCCCGGAGAAACCCCGAAGGUGCCCCAGGGUGGGGACCCAACGCCUGGCCACGUGGAACGGCCAACCAGCCUAGCCUUGGACAGUAGGGUCAGCGAGCCCACCCCCAGCACCACCCCUGAGACUCCCAAGGACAAGAGCAAGCUCGGUGGUGACCUGAGGGCACAGGACAGGCCCGAGAGCCCCGGAGGCUCCACCCAGAUCCAGCGGUACCGGGACCCGGACUCUGAGCGGCUGGCCAGCGCCGUGGAGCUCUGGCGGGGCAAGAAGCUGAUGGCCGCCAGUUCCAGCACCAUGCUGAGCCAGUCCCUGGACCUCAGCGAGCGGUACCGGGCUAUGGAGGCCACUCUCACACCCACAGAGGAGAGGCGCAUUUCCUUAUCCACGAGCGACGUCUCCAAGCUCCUCCUGUCCCCGUCCCACACCAAGACUCAGCCUUCUACAGAAACGGUGGACGGGGAGGCCGGCACCAAGAAGCUGGCCGUCCAGAAGAAGAAGUCGGGCGACGCUUCUGCCGGCACAGAUUCCGGGCUGUCCCCAGGCUCCCAGGCAGACUCUAAAUCCACUUUUAAAAGACUUUUCUUGCACAAGAACAAGGAUAAAAAAGCCAGCCUGGAGGGUGUGGAGGAAACUGAGAACACAGUGCCAGGGCACACGGUGCUGGAAGCUGCUGCCACCAAGAAGAAUCUAGAAGCCUCCUCCAGCCACCAGCACCGCCACGCAGCCGGGGAGAAGCACGCCAAGGAGCCAGGAGGCAAAGGGAAGAAGAACCGAAACCUCAAGAUCGGCAGAAUCACGGUGUCAGAGAAGUGGCGGGAGUCGGUGUUCCGCCAGAUCACCAACGCCAACGAGCUCAAGUACCUGGAUGAGUUCCUGCUCAACAAGAUAAACGACCUGCGGUCCCAGAAGACCCCCACUGAGAGUUUAUUCAUCGAAGCCACCGAGAAGUUCAGGAGCAACCUCAAAACCAUGUACUCUGUCCCCAAUGGGAAGAUCCACGUCGGCUACAAGGACCUGAUGGAGAACUACCAGAUUGUCGUGAACAACCUGGCGGCCGAGCGCGGGGAGAAGGACACCAACUUGGUCCUCAACCUUUUCCAGUCGCUGCUCGACGAGUUCACCCGCGGACACACCAAGAAUGACUUCGAGCCGCCCAAGCAGAGCAAAGCCCAGAAGAAGAAGCGGAAGCAGGACCGCGCUGUCCAGCAACACAAUGGGCACGUAUUCGCCAGCUACCAGGUGAGCAUCCCUCAGUCGUGUGAGCAGUGUCUCUCCUACAUCUGGCUCAUGGACAAGGCCCUGCUCUGCAGCGUGUGCAAGAUGACCUGCCACAAGAAGUGUGUGCCCAAGAUUCAGACCUACUGCGCCUACGCAUGCAGGAGAAAGAGCGAGCCAGGCGCCGAGCCGGGCCACUUCGGCGUGUGUGUGGACAGCCUGACCAGUGACAAGGCCUCAGUGCCUGUUGUGCUGGAGAAGCUUCUGGAACAUGUGGAGAUGCACGGCCUGUACACCGAGGGCCUCUACCGCAAGUCGGGCGCUGCCAACCGCACGCGGGAGCUCCGACAGGCACUGCAGACAGACCCCGCGGCCGUCAAGCUGGAGAACUUCCCCAUCCAUGCCAUCACCGGCGUGCUCAAGCAGUGGCUUCGGGAGCUGCCUGAGCCCCUCAUGACUUUUGCCCAGUACGGCGACUUCCUCCGAGCCGUAGAGCUGCCGGGAAAGCAGGAGCAGCUGGCCGCCAUCUACACCGUCCUGGAGCACCUGCCUGAGGCCAACCACAACUCACUGGAGCGGCUCAUCUUCCACCUCGUCAAGGUGGCCCUGCUCGAGGACGUGAACCGCAUGUCGCCCAGUGCUCUCGCUAUCAUCUUCGCGCCCUGCCUCCUGCGCUGCCCUGACAACUCAGACCCACUGACCAGCAUGAAGGAUGUCCUCAAGGUCACCACGUGCGUGGAGAUGCUGAUCAAGGAACAGAUGAGGAAGUACAAGGUGAAGAUGGAGGAGAUCAGCCAGCUGGAAGCCGCGGAGAGCAUCGCCUUCCGCAGACUCUCCCUCCUGCGACAGAACACUCCAUGGCCUCUCAAACUGGGGUUUUCGUCUCCCUAUGAGGGGGUCCUGAACAAGAGCCCCAAGACCCGGGGAAGCAGUGCGGGCGGCCUGGAGGAUCUCGGGGUGCUGCCAGAAGAGGAAGUGCCCAGCGGUGACGAGGACCGCGAGAAGGAGAUCCUCAUUGAGCGGAUCCAGUCCAUCAAGGAGGAGAAGCAAGACAUCACCUACCGGCUGCCGGAGCUGGACCCUCGGGGCUCCGACGAGGAAAACCUGGACUCGGAAACGUCGGCCAGCACCGAGAGCCUGUUGGAAGAGCGGGCCGGGCGGGGGGCCUCAGAAGGGCCCCCCGCGCCUGCUCUCCCCAGCCCCGGCGCGCCCGCCCUGAGCCCCCUCCCCGUGGCAGCCGCCCCUCCACGACGAAGGCCGUCGUCCUUCGUGACGGUCAGAGUGAAGACCCCCCGGCGGACCCCCAUCAUGCCCACAGCCAACAUCAAGCUCCCACCCGGCCUACCCUCCCACCUCCCUGGCCGGGCACCGGGUGCCCAGGAGGGUGCUGCCCUAGUGAGGCGCCGAGAGCCGCCCGCCCGCCGCCCGGACCAGGUGCACUCUGUGUAUAUCACACCCGGCACGCACCUGCCCGCGCGGGGCACUCGGGAGCCCCCGGACGAGGACGCCCAGCCUCCCGGGGCCAAGCGGAGGUACUCGGACCCCCCGACCUACUGCCUGCCCCCCACCCCGGGCCAGGCCAACGGCUGAGGGCCCACACAGUGCCAGAGGCCGCGUGUCUGAGGACGACCCAAUGCCGGAGCUGGGCGGGAGCUGCAGAGCCAGCAUUUGGCCGAGGAUUCCGAAUGAAAAGCUCCGAAAGCAGUGUGAGGUGGGCGUCAGCUCCGAGUGCGGAGUCCAGGCGGGGAGAGGCCAGCCGAGGCCCGGUCGCCCUUGCUGGGCCCCCACGUCACACAGACACGCCCACCCAGAGCACCAAAUCACGGUGGGCAGCCUGGCAUCUCCCACCUCCCUUUUUGUUUUUAUGGUAACUGUUUCUUCGUGCGUGGUUUACAUAACUUCAAACUGUAACAGCCUUAACAAGAGACCAAAUUGUUUUUUAUACGUGUAUGUACAAACUUUUAUAUUAACGCCCUGCAUCGCCCUUGUAACCUGGACAUGAGUCUUUGGAGCAAAGCCUGCAACAGCCGCCACACGGAGGAGGCCCAGACUCGCACUGAGGACGGCUCAGGGCCCGUGGUCUGAGGGCCAGGACCGUGCGCAGGGGCUUUGGACCCUUGGGGCACCUGACUGCCCCAAGUCCGUCUCAGACUCUUCCUCUGGCCCAGCUGGCAACCGGCCACCUGGCUGGCAUGCACUUGAGGGAGCGUUGGAGCCUCUCUGGGGAUCAAGGCUGGUGGUUGGAGUCAGGACACAGGGUGGUAGGCAGCCUCCGCCCGCAGCACCACAGACCUCACAUCCCAGGGAGACUUGAAUGUGGCCGUCACUCUUCUGUCCACCACGCCCUGGACUCAGGAGGCUGGAGGAGGCCAUCCUUGGCACGCCGCCCGUUCCGUGUGGCGAACAGGAGCCGCGACUCAGGACCACUCACCGGCAGGGAGGGCAAGGCCUGGGGUUGUACAUUCCUACUGGUCAACAGUGACAGCCUGGGGGAUCUCCGGAGUGGGGCUUCCUCUCUCUCAGGCCUGGGUCGCUCCCCAGACACACGGCCACAGGUCUGGUACGAGAGGUGCCCCAGGUGCCCCACGAGCCGUGUGAAAUAAAAAGUGCCUGAAAAGUG
Molecule: messenger RNA, 10363 nt
Organism: Panthera uncia (snow leopard)
Lineage: Eukaryota; Metazoa; Chordata; Mammalia; Carnivora; Felidae
Gene: MYO9B
Product: myosin IXB
Exons: 41
Coding region: 2860-9333 (2157 amino acids)
Biological process (GO): intracellular signal transduction
Cellular component (GO): myosin complex
Molecular function (GO): protein binding; GTPase activator activity; ATP binding
Source: RefSeq, a predicted model, not a curated record